AUGGCUCUGCGCAACUUCGGAAAUGCGCUCCUCCAUGUGUCCUACAUCGCUGGCGCUAUCUGGAUAGGCGCCCAUGAACUGGCCCUCCACAACAUCACAGACAGCGACGUCUACAAGGGGCCGAUCGAGUCUCCUGUCGCUUAUCCCCUCGAUGCCCCUGUCGUCCCCUCGGUUGAACCCCUCCAGCAAUUCACUUCCAUUUCAACCAUCUUCGACGCUCCAACCAUUACCACGACCAUGACGGAGUACAUCACAGUCACUAGAGACAAUGGUCCAACCCCAGUGCCCACUUUCCACGAGCUAUCUUCUCGCAACCCCUAUGCAAACAACUCGUUUGUCCUGGGCGCCAUCCCCUAUGUCGUUCCAUUCUUCAAAAGCUCCUACGGCCAGGCUCUCACCCACAUCCUCAGCUCUCUUAGCACCCACCCCGUCACCAAAGCUAUCUAUCAAGCUACCGCCUCCCUCCUCAGUUUCCUCCUCUAUCUUUGGUCGAUCCUACCUGGAGGCAAGCAAGGUCUAAACACUUUGGUACUUGCACUAUUCCUCUAUGCACUCCAGUUCGCAUAUGUGUGGAACCCUCUGGCCAGAUGGUUCUCCAGAUUUUUCCGCCGUCGUGGCAACAAGUCACCUCCUUCUCAUGAUUCCGGUCCAUCUCCUCCUCCCUCACCUCCCUCUAGCGGACGCCCUGGUGGAGAUGAUAACGACUCUCGCCCAGCCAGCCCGAAGUCACCCAAGGAAACAUCAUCUACUGGAACCCAGACUACACCUGGCAGCACUCAAUCGGCCGAAACCCAGACCACAGAUCUUGUUACCGAAGGCGAGCGGAGUUGUCUGAAUGAGGUUGCACGUUUGCAAGCCCAGCUUGAAAUACUACGAAAAGAGGUCGCUCAAUCCAAUGCAGACAUUGGAACUCGAGAUAUCAUCAUCGCGGACCGCAACAUAACCAUUGAUCAGUACAAAAACGAACGCGAAUCCGAUGCUCAGGACCACAGGCGUGAGAUCGACAGAUUGCAGGCACAGAUUAAUGCCGCUGCCUCGAGCUCCGAAGCUGAGAGCGACGAGAUCAAGCGCUUCAAAGAGGCACACGAGGCACAGAUCAGGACCCUCCAAACAAACCAUGACUCCACGGUACAGAACCUCGAGUCAGAGGUCCAGAGACUCCAGACCGAGAACGACGAUCUCAGGCAUAACAAUGAACGCCUGCAGAAUGAAAAGAGCGCCCUGAGCCAGCAGAGCGAGAGCAGCUCCGGCACAGCUGAGAAUACCAACAGUGCCGAAGAGAGACAGAGACUCGAACACCAGGUCAGAGACUUGCAGGAGGAGGUCCGAUCUCUCACAGCAGCCCAGGAGCAACAGCAGAAACUCUCUCUUGAGGCACAGACUGAGCAAGAAACGGCCCUCGCAGACUCCAAGCACAUGGUCGAGGCUCUUGAGAGUACGAGGACCGGGCUCACCCAACAGAACGAGGCACUGCUCGAGCAGGAGAGAGCAGCCAGGCAGGCCGAGGAGAAGGCCAAGGCAGAUGCCGAGGCAUUGCAGAAGAAGGUUGACUCGCUUGAGCAUUCACACUCGCUCGCUAGAGCUGGCAAUGAAGCAGCCGCUGGAUCACAGCAAGAGAUUGCCGACGCGAGAAAGCGCGAGGGGGAACUGCAAGCUCGCGUCAACGACUUGCAGCAGAGACUCUCAGAGGCUGAAGCUGCCAGGAAUGCAGCCGUCAGACAGCAGCAAGACGAUGCCGCCACAGCACAGCGCCUGAGAGAGUCCGAAGAGCAGUUGACCAGGCGUAUAAGCAAUCUUGAGCAGGGUCUCUUGCAGGCUGAAAACGUCCACGCGGCUGAUUUAAAGCAGCAGCAGGAGAAGAACGAGGCUGCCGCAGUGCAAAAAGACGAGGCCCUGGAUACCCUCACGGCCGCCCUUCAGAAGGCCAACGAUGACAACAUCAACCUGCAACAUGAACUUUCAGAGGUCCAGGAGAAGAACCGAACAAUACUUGAGCAGGGUCAGGAGCUGCUGGAAGCGAAUCAAACAAUGCGUAAGCAGGGACAGGAGCUGCUGGAAGCCAAUGAAACGAUGCGUAAGCAGGGACAGGAUCUGCUAAAGGAGCAGCAGGAGCUGCAAACAGUUCGUGACCAGUACGCAGCCCUCAACGAGAGGUACGAGAAAGAGGGUGGCGCACUGCAAAGAGAUUAUGAAUCUCUGAAGCAGGCCUAUAACGAACAGGCCCAAAAGUGCGCGGACGAGAAGAGCGUUCUGGAAGCGCAAGCCCAGAAGAUACUCCAAUACGAGAAGCAGAAUUGUGAAGGCCUGCGCAAGAGCAUCAAAGACCUGAAAGCCACGGUCAACCAAAAGGAAGAAGAGAAUUCUCGAGCACGAGACAAGAUCUCAGCUCUGCAGAACGAAGUUAAGAUGCAGCGUUGGGCAAAUGAUAAUCUGAUUACUACAAACAACAACCUGGCAAAUCGAGAUGCGCCGAACUUGUCCGCAGCUGAUGCAGCCCAGAAUACCAACAAUACUCCAUCUCCCUCCAAGGAUACGCCGAUGGAGAAUACCAACCCAACUGUUCAACCGACUCCCUUCACCAACCCUCCUGUCUUCCUCCCACCUGGAGCAUCUCCCGUCAACUCAACCACGCAGUCACCCGGCGUUCGUAAAAUCCUUACAGCUCACGGCCCUCGCAGCAGAUCACCCAAGAAAGGUACCUAUGGUGAGUCUAAAGAUCCCGCCCAAGAAAUUUUAGACUGGUGUAAUGACAUCCCAGGCGAUAACACGACGUCUACAUCUGGACUUGCCAAUCUUCCUACGGAGACGCCUCGUAGCACUCCCGGACAAUCACCUGUGCGCCCCAUAUUCGACCUCCAGUCAUCUCGUCCUUCUGGUCUGAACGUCUUCGAGACUGUGAAUGGUCCUACUCGCCAGGUCAAUACUGAUUUCACCAAUGGGGCGCUCAGCAACGCUCCAGCCUUGCAACCCAACCACAACUUCGCUACUGGGGCUGCUGGACAUGCACAGAACCCUUCUGCACUAGGAACCCCUCUCGAUCCUGCUCUAGGCGGCACGGCUCCUUCGAUCACUUCAGGUGCUGCAAGUACUCCCAUGUUGACUCGCGAUCAGGAGCGUGCAAUACACAAUGCACGAGAUAUUGAGUUCCGACAACAACUCCAGCACGAGGAAAGGAAGAAAGAGAGCGAGCGAGCGUACAUGGAGAUCCUUCGUAAUGAGCUUGGUAAUUUCGAUGGUCAAUAUGAAGGCGAUGAUCCGCCAGACGCUGCGCAGACAUCCGCCACUAAUGGGAACGGAGACACAGAUAUGGCUGGGGCUCCGCCUAGCAGGUUGGUCGUGGGCUCGAGACAGGAGCACGACUAUCUGAGAAGUAUGCCCGACAACGAGAAUGGACGCCAUGAUGCAUUGUACAGACGCCAUAACUACAGAGCUCCUGAUACCCUCGAUGAAUUCGAAUCACCGAUAUACUACAGCGAUUUUGUACAGGGCUCGGAUGCAGAAAUCAGCUUCUUACAUUCUACAAUGCCAGCAAACCAGGACGGUCGCUUUGACGAUUUGUACAGAGGCAACAACUACAAGGUGCCUGAUUCCUGGGAUGAUUUCGACAAUCCUGUCUGGUACUAG
Messenger RNA from Aureobasidium melanogenum CBS 110374, 3624 nucleotides. RefSeq lists its product as uncharacterized. Bases 1 to 3624 code for a protein of 1207 amino acids. The transcript has a single exon. Lineage: Eukaryota; Fungi; Ascomycota; Dothideomycetes; Dothideales; Saccotheciaceae. The record is from RefSeq and is a predicted model, not a curated record.